AUGUCAGGCUUUAACACCUCUGAAGUAGAAAUCUCUAGCUUCUUCCUCACUAGUAUCCCAGCCAUGGAGCACACUCACACUUGGGUCUCCAUCCCCAUUUGCCUCAUGUAUCUUGUUGCCAUUCUGGGGAACUGCACCAUCCUCUUUUUCAUAAAAACAGAGACCUCUCUGCAUGAGCCUAUGUAUUAUUUCCUCUCCAUGCUGGACUUUUCUGACCUGGGACUGUCCAUCGCCUCCCUUCCAACCACGCUGAGAAUCUUCUUGUUCAAUGUCAUCAGAAUUUCCCCUGAUACCUGUUUUGCCCAAGACAUUUUCAUUCAUGGAUUCUCAACUAUGGAGUCAUCAGUUCUUCUUAUCAUGUCCAUUGAUAGCUUUAUAGCCAUACAACCUUUGAGAUACCCCUCCAACCUGACCAUUGACAGAGUCAUUAAAAUUGGCCUUGUAUUUGUUAUAAAAAAUAUCUUAUUGGUUUUCCCUCUUCCUUUCAUUCUCAAAAGGCUGAAAUUUUGUAAGAAAAGUCUUCUAUUCCACUCCUAUUGCCUUCACCAGGAUGUCAUGAAGCUGGCCUGCUCUGACAAGAGGAUCGAUAUCAUUUAUGGACUGUUUGUGGCUCUAACAGUUAUAUUAGACUUGAUGUGCAUUUCUGUGUCUUACAUGCUGAUCCUGAAAAUUGUUCUUGUCACUGCUUCACACAAGAGCCGUCUCAAAGUCCUCAACACUUCUAUCUCCCACAUCUGUGCUGUACUCAUCUUCUAUGUGCCUAUCGUCACCUUGGCUAUUAUUCACUGCUUUGCCAAAAAUGUUUCUCCAGUUAUUAGGGUCAUCAUAGCUGAUACCUUCCUUCUAGUUCUCCCUCUAAUGAAUCCCAUUUUAUAUUCUGUAAAGAAUCAGCAAGUUAGACAUCGGGUCCUCAUGAAAUUAUGUGAGAAAAAGGAUUGA
Messenger RNA from Diceros bicornis minor, 939 nucleotides. Its product is annotated as olfactory receptor 51A4-like. Gene Ontology annotation, molecular function: olfactory receptor activity; G protein-coupled receptor activity. Gene Ontology annotation, cellular component: membrane. The record is from RefSeq and is a predicted model, not a curated record. NCBI's taxonomy places the organism in Eukaryota, Metazoa, Chordata, Mammalia, Perissodactyla, Rhinocerotidae. Gene Ontology annotation, biological process: G protein-coupled receptor signaling pathway.